GUAGCGCGGAGCAUCCGGCGGUAGAGUGAGGAGGAGGAGGAGGAGCAGGAGGAGAGAGGAAGGAGAGGGACAGGAAGAAAAGGAAGCACAUCGACGGUAAGAAUGAACAAUAUUCCCGGAAUCUGAGCUGAUCGACGGGAGAAGAAAAAAGAAAAAAAAGAAUCGUCCCUUGCUCGUUGGAAGCCGACAGGAAGCGGAGGGAGGCAGUGGUGCCGACAGGAUGGAGGAGGAGAAGCAGUUCCUUUGUGGGGUGGUGGAAGGUUUCUAUGGCCGGCCCUGGUCUAUGGAUCAAAGAAGAGUUCUCUUUCAGUGGAUGCAGCUGUGGGGGUUGAACACCUACCUGUACGGACCCAAAGAUGACCUGAAACACAGACUGCUGUGGAGGGAAGUCUAUUCUCCCGAAGAGGAAGCUCAGUUGCGCACUCUUAUAGUGGAAGCUCAGUCCAGGGGGCUGAGGUUUGUUUACGCACUCUCCCCUGGUCAGGACAUUGUCUUCUCUUCUUCCUGCGACUUGACGCUGCUCAAACGCAAGCUGAAACAGGUAUCGGACCUGGGGUGCCAGGCGUUCGCCAUUCUCUUCGACGACAUCGACCACUCCAUGUGCCAGGCCGACAGCGAGGUCUUCGCGUCUUUUGCCCACGCUCAGGUCACAAUAGCUAAUGAGAUUUAUCGCUUCUUGGGGGAGCCACCUGUCUUCCUUUUCUGCCCUACAGAGUACUGCGGUUCUCUGUGCUCCCCAAGUGUGUCUAAAUCUCCCUACCUGCAAACAGUCGGAGAGGACCUGCUGCCGAACAUAACAGUGAUAUGGACAGGCAGUAAAGUCAUCUCCAGGAAACUGUCGUUAGACUGCCUUGCGGAGUUGGAGUCUGUCCUCCAGCGGCCCCCAUUGAUAUGGGACAACCUGCACGCCAACGACUACGACACCCGACGUCUCUUUCUGGGGCCUUUCAAGGGUCGUGACCCUCAGCUAAAAAGCCACCUGAGGGGUCUGCUGCUCAAUCCCAACUGCGAAUUUGAAGCCAAUUACAUCCCACUACAUACUCUGGGAACAUGGUACAGAGCUGAAAAAGAUUAUCUAAAAGAUGAGGAGAGCGAAUACUGUCCUGAUAGAGCUUUAACUGCUGCACUACAUGACUGGAUGGAAGAACUUAACCAACCUCUGCAAGCAGGUCGGCAGAGCACAAGAGCGGACCACCGUGCCUCUGUCUCAUCAUCGCGUUCCAAAACUCCUGACAGGUCCAGUUGUCCUUCCACCUUCAGAGCCACCCCUGCUGUGGCCAAACUCCCGGUCUUCCCGCUGAAUUCUAGCUCUCCACCCUCAUCGCCACCUAUGGGCAAAGCAGAGAGGGAGGGACGUGAAGGGGAAAGAAAGAGGUCACAGCAACCGAGUCAGCAACUUCCUGGCUCGAAGUCGGGAGCGCCUGUUGGUGGGGGCCGGUCACAGCGUGCACCGGGUCGUGGUGUCUGCGGUGGGAAGGGAUCACUAAGUGAGGCCCAGGUGCGGCUGCUCGUCGGUCUUCAUUAUCUCCCCCAUGAGCACGGUCCCUCGGCCCAGAAACUGCUGCAGGAUUUAACCUGGUUAAAAACAAACUGCCACCUGGUCGGUGCAAACAGCAAGAAGGGACAGCCUGAGAAGGUUGAUGAGUGGCGUGGGCGUGCCUCCAGAUUUCUAUCUCUGUGCGAAGACAUAGCUCAGCUCCACGGCAGCGUGGUUGGAGGUGCUAACAGGGCUGUGCUGUAUGACCUUUACCCUUAUGUGUGGGACCUGAGGAACACGGCUCUGGUGGCUAAAGCCUUCAUAUGCUGGCUGGAUGGGCGAGUGUUGAGUGACAGCUCAAGCCUCGGCUCCUGGAAGAACUGCUUUCACUGGUGUGGGAAAACCACAGGGGCAGACGUGUUGGGAGUGGACUCAGAGCCGUGGGUGUUCAAAGGGGGUGUGUCAGGGGACGUGCAGAUGCUCCUACCGGUAGGCAGCAGCGCUGAACUUUUCACUCAUCCCCCUCCUCUCUUUCCUACCUCUCGUCUCUACAACAUCAGGCCCUACCACAGCAAAGACAAGGUGGAGCUCUAUCGGAUGGUCCGCCAGCUUCACCUGAGGACUCAGGGCGGCCAUGAGUCCACCAUGGCUCAUCCAGAUGUCAUUGGAGACAGGUGUCUCGGCCCAUGUCUGGCCCUGAGCCCCGAGUACAGCUUCAUCCUGGAAGAUGAGCUGGGCAUUUGCGGCUGUGUGCUAGGCAUCUUAGACGUCCGCUCCUUCGCCAAGCGAUGCCAGGCCAGCUGGAUUCCUGCCAUGAGAGACAAAUACCCACCCAAAGGGAAUAGCACACACUCAAACACACAGGACUUGGUCCGAUUAAUGGAGGAGGACCAGGGGGAGUACCCAGACUCGCUGAUCUACCACUUCCCCUCUCAGCUACGGUUAGACGCUCUUCCUGAGCUGGUAGACGUCAGCGUCAGCCGAACCCUGCUCACCUCCUUACUCACCGCGCUCAAGGCCAACGGUUCUCAGGGUGUCUUCUGUGAGGUGCAGCCCACGGACCAUCAGAGGCUGGAGUUUCUAACCAAGCUGGGCUUCCUGGAGAUCCUCAGAGGAGAAGCCAGGAGCAGGGAGGGGGUGGUACUAGGAAGGCUGCUCUGAGAACAGCGACAUGGAAAAACUCACACAAACACUCACCUGGACACAAAUGUAGACUCCUUUGAGAUACAUGAACAUUAACUAGUUCAUCAAUCCCUUAAAGUGCAUGGUUAGGUAUAAGGCCUACAUUAUUUUCUUAAGUAAAUACUAAUGUUUGUUUUUUUAACAAAAUGUCGCCAUUUCGCCACAAAUGUUACAUUAUUCAAUCAGCCUAAAGUUUCACUUCCCUAAACGUCUGGGCAUUGUGAAAAAGAGAUCUUGGUUUCUUACAAGCCGGUGAUUGUACUUGUUCAAAAACUGUUAUCUCUUGCUUUGAAUAGGAAUUGUUUCAUGUCCGCAGCACCGUUCAGAAAUACUUAGUACAUUUUCACUCGGUUUAAGAUCUGCCAACAUGGUUAAAAUGUUCCACCAAAAAAAAAAAAAGGAAGAAAACAAAAGGACGAGAAAUUUAUUGAUAGACUUUAUUUAAUUCAAAAAGGGUUCCAAUCUGUGAGAUCUUAUUGACAAAAUGCCACAAAAGUAGCACUUCUUCAGUCCAAUCAGUUCUGUUAAGUAAUUGCAGUAAUUUAGACUUGUUUUCCUAAGUGAUAGUAACUAGAGCCAGACUAUCAAGUAAUUGUAGUUUCAAACUGUUAAAGCAUGAAAAGAGGUAAUUUAGAUGUCAUUUGGUUGCCCUAAGAUUAAUGUGAUACACUGCAUGUUGUGAAGGGGCUACUGUAUAUGCAUCACUAAAAAUAACAGACUCGCACUCAGAGUUUAAACACUAACUACUUGCACAGCAAAACAGUUUAAAACACGGUGUUAACUGUAUCACAGAAAUCUUGAUAAGCUUAAACAAGAGAUCAAACAUUUUCCGAUUCCUUUAAACCCGUAACAGGUACCAUCAACCAUAAGAUUUGUGAGCAAUAUGUAAACUAUGAAAUGUCCUUUAUGUUUCAAAAAAGCUGUUGUGCUUUUACUUUUAAAACUCCUUCCCUGGUUUAGCAUCUCAAAGAUUUUUGUCAAGCUUCAGGGAAAUAAAGAAGUGUUUCAAAUGAGGGCAGAACUCAAAAUCAAAAGAGUUUUAUGAACUGUCUAAUUAAUUUUCAUGCAUAAUAAGUUUAUUAUUUGCAAUUCUGCGGAAAACAAAUCAUAAUAUGAGUUGAAAGGGUCAAUUGUUUAACAAUUCUUGACUCUCGAGUUUCAGCCACUUUUCUGGUGUGGGUGAGCAUAACCACCUUCCUUAGUUUAUUUUAAAUGAACGUAAGCACAACAUAAAAAAAAAAUUAAAACAGAAAAAGCUGCUUAGCGCCAAAAUGCAGAAAAACAGUAACCAGCUGACUUCACAGAGCAAAACCUUUCCUAAAACCAAAAGUCAGAAGCCCACUACAAUUGAAGUGAUGCUUUUUUAUUAGCACAGGUGUCCUGUGUCCUUGAAGGGAUAGUUUUGGACAUUUGAAGCAAGGAAGAAAUCUCUCUGCAUCUUCCUUUAACUAAAUUGCUAAUUAGUAGAUCCCAAAGGCUGAAGAUGAUAGGCUAGUUCAGAACAAACCAAGAGUAAAGCAGAUUUCCACCAUCUUAAAAUGAUUCACACAAUCUACAAAAUGCCAUAAUGGUUCACGCAGAGGCUGUUUUAUGAAAAACAAUCACACAGAACUCAGUAAUUACUCACACAGGAAAUUGAGGUCUGAGGUGGUGCACCACCAGUGGUCAGUCAUAUGCUUUUGAGUUAGCGACCACUAAAUGCAAACAUUAAUGCUGUUAAAAGGUUUAAAUAAAAUAGCCUUUGCAUAGAAGAUGAUAGGCUAGUUCAGAACAAACCAAGAGUAAAGCAGAUUUCCACCAUCUUAAAAUGAUUCACACAAUCUACAAAAUGCCAUAAUGGAGUUACUUUAGUUACUUUUUUCUUGGCCCCUUAUUUGUAAAUAACUCCCCAAUGCAAGGAUGGUGGCUAAAGGCACAUAGGUAGGUUUCUUUAUAUAACAGAUACAUAUAUUUAAAAGGCACAAUAUCGUUUUCAUUGACCGGUGUGACGAUUUGGGGAUUGAAGUAGUUUUAAGACCGUACAUGUCCACUUCGGUCUUGACCUUGGCAUUAAGCUAUCUAAUGAAGGCAAGAUAUUAAACAUUGGAUAUCAUUUUAACAAAAACUGACUUGAAAAUAAUAAAAA
Molecule: messenger RNA, 4784 nt
Organism: Fundulus heteroclitus (mummichog)
Lineage: Eukaryota; Metazoa; Chordata; Actinopteri; Cyprinodontiformes; Fundulidae
Product: protein O-GlcNAcase
Exons: 17
Coding region: 221-2638 (805 amino acids)
Biological process (GO): glycoprotein metabolic process
Molecular function (GO): beta-N-acetylglucosaminidase activity
Source: RefSeq, a predicted model, not a curated record